Messenger RNA from Sphaerodactylus townsendi, 2810 nucleotides. Its product is annotated as zinc finger protein OZF-like. Gene Ontology annotation, biological process: regulation of cytokine production; regulation of immune system process; negative regulation of transcription by RNA polymerase II. NCBI's taxonomy places the organism in Eukaryota, Metazoa, Chordata, Lepidosauria, Squamata, Sphaerodactylidae. Gene Ontology annotation, molecular function: RNA polymerase II cis-regulatory region sequence-specific DNA binding; DNA-binding transcription factor activity. The record is from RefSeq and is a predicted model, not a curated record. Bases 13 to 1416 code for a protein of 467 amino acids. The transcript has 4 exons.
AGGAGGGUGGGAAUGUCCUGGGAAAUCCACCUAUUACCAUUUCCUGCCUGCCCAAAGCAAAGCAGCUUCUGUUUGAUGCUUAGGAGUCUGAAAAGGAACUGGAUGAAAAAGAUCAUGACAGAGUUCAAAGAGAAGAACUUUCUUCAGGAAGGCCAUGAUCCAAGAGAAAUGCAAGAGGCUUCUCCACGAAUACCACCUAAAGAUAUUUUCUUCCAAAAUACAGCUGAUGAAAGGUUCUCUGUUUCAACUAGAGAUCCAUGGGACACAGCUAAUGAAAACGAAACUCAUCAGGUAUUGGAGGAAAGUGACACAAACCUAGAAGUGAAAGGAAAUCAUGAUGUCCCAGAAAACCAGGAGGGAAACCAGCUGGAUAAAGGAAACAAUAAAUCUAUUGUUUAUCACAAAGGUAACUACCAUGAAGCUGUACAGGAAGGAAAGAGAAGGAUUGAAUGUUCUAGUUGUGGGAAAAGCUUUGCUAGUAUACCAAACCUUAAAACACACUGGAAUAUCCACACAGGGGAGAAACCAUAUGACUGCUUGCAGUGUGGAAAGAGAUUCAGUCAGAGCUCAGCUCUUAGGGUACACCAAAGAACCCACACUGGGGAGAAACAAUAUGAAUGUUUUGAAUGUGGAAAGACGUUUGCAUAUAGUGCAUACCUCAUUGUGCAUCAAAGAAUCCACACAGGAGAGAAACCCUAUAUAUGUUUGGAAUGUGGAAAGAGGUUUAUUGUAAGAUCGUGCCUUGUUAGACAUCAAAAAAUUCAUGCAAAAGAACAACUGUAUCUACUCCACAAGCCUGGAAAUGUCUUCAGCCAUAGCCAGCAGCCAAAAACCCAUACGGCUGAAAAACCAUAUAAAUGUUUAGAAUGUGGAAAGAGCUUUAUCGCUAGCACAAACCUCAUUGGACAUCAAAGUACCCACACAGGUGAAAAGCCAUAUACCUGCCUGGAAUGUGGAAAGAGCUUUAGUCAGACAUCAAGUCUUGCUAUCCAUCGAAGAAUACACACUGGAGAGAAAUUAUAUGAAUGUUCAGAAUGUGGAAAGAAGUUCACAACGAAUGCAAAUUUCAUGAAACAUCAGCUGCUCCACAAAGGGGAAAAACCCUACAAAUGCUUGGAAUGUGGAAGGAGCUUUAGUCUGAGCGAAAGACUUAUGAACCAUCAAAGAAUUCACAAAGAUGUGAAACCUUUUAAAUGCCUGGAUUGUGGGAAAAGCUUCAGUCACAGCGUAAGUCUCAAGAGACAUAAAAAUACACAAACAGGGGAAUGUAAAAAGGGCUUCAAUCAAAACCAAAGCAACCCAAGGACUCAGAACAAGAAGAAACCAUAUCAGUGCCUGGAGUGUCGAAGUUGCUUUAGUCAUAACUCAAACCUCCUUAGACAUCAACCUAAUCCACACAGGGGAGAAGCCAUUUAAAUGCCAGGAAUGUGGAUCUUGCUUCAGCCAACACUCAAACCUUAUGAGACAUGUGCUUAUUCACACUAGGCAAAAACAAUAGAUGGGCUUUGUCCUGGGGAAAUCUCUUGUUCGUGAAUAAAGCAUAAUGCCAUAGAAGUGGUUAAUGGGGUAGCUCUGAAAAUCAAGACAUUGCAGGAAAACAUAUAUUUAUUGGUAUUCUACAAUAUAUUUGUCCUUUUUGUAUUUAUAUUAAAUAUUUGCUAAAAGAGAGAAUGGACAGGAGAACCAAGAGCAUCCGGAAUGGUAUGCUUCAACUCUCCCUGGUUACUUUCAGCUUUCUUAAAAUACAACUGUUAUCUCCACAGUUAAUCAUAUCACUGAUUAAUUUCCAAAUUCAUCUCACCAUUUAAAUUACAAUAAGACAAUAUGCAAAUGUAUUGCAUAAUUUCCUCCUUUUCCUCACACCUGUAUAGAAAGCCAGCCAGCACUGGAAAGAGAAGAUCUUGGAGAAAUGGACAAAUCUGGACUGCAGAGGGGGACCCUUUCAUCUGUGGAAUACUCUUCAGGUGGAUCCUCAUUAUGAUUACCUCAGCCAGCUACUGUACACAGGAGAAACACAGUGUAAAUGCUUGGAAUGUAGAAGGAGGUUUAGUCUGAGUGAAAGGCUAACUAAUUCUCAGAGAAUACACAGAGAGGUAAAACUAUAUAGUUGCCUGGAUUGUGGGAACAGCCCAAUUCAUGCUGCUAGUGCAUUGACUCUAUUUAGCUUGGGGCAACCACCUGCUCCAAUAGAAACAUAGAUUCUCACUUUGAUCAUCUUUGGGAGCUCUACAGGGUGGUUUACCAUCUGAGGUUAGAUGGGCGAUAACUCCUGAAGGAAACAUCGUCUUGGCUGUGGCACUAAAACUAUGGAAUUACUUCCAUACAGAGAUUCUUCUGUCUUCUUACCCAGGGAUGGGAGGCAGGAAAUGCACCCCCAAUUCUGGGCCUGUAUGGACUUGAGUCUUUGUCUACACAGGUUGACGCAGCAUUUUUCCACAAGAUAGUGGGACCCUUGUUCUAAAAAACUACAAAUAAAAAAUAAACUACCAAUGGAUAAAUUGAGGGCAAAACAAGCAGGAAAUGUUAAAGGGUGGUGAUUAAAAUAUGUGCCCAGUUUUUAUUUUAAUGCUCCAAUAUAAGAACAUAAGAACAAGCCAGCUGGAUCAGACCAGAGUCCAUCUAGUCCAGCUCUCUGCUACUCGCAGUGGCCCACCAGGUGCCUUUGGGAAAGUCCUUAUCAAACCAUUAUUAAUCUUUCAUAAUUAAGAUGCCUGAUUAUGUCCUGCUCAUGGCUAGUUCAUAAGGGAGUGGUGUGGAUGUGUGUGCAUAUCUCAAGAAUAACGGGUAGAUUAGACUGAUAAUUCCCUGUU